AUGCUGAAUUGUUACAACGAGGUUCAACCUACAAUAUUUAAACGAGGCAAAGGUAGGGGGCGAGGCGACUCUCGUGGACGUGGACGUGGACGGGGCAAAAGGGGAACCAGCAAUAACAACGCCGGAGGCGAUGGGGGCCGCGGGAACUUCAGCCAGGGCAAUACCGAGUCAGGCUACGGCCAAUCCAACUACAAUAACGGCUAUCCGGUCAGUGGCUAUGGUUUCUCAAAUGGGGGUUCUGGCAGCUAUGACAAUGAUCACGGUAGUGGCCGAGGGCAGGCGGAUACUCGGCGACCGGACACGCCAGAUGAUGAGUUCUCGGGCUACUCCGCACCAACGAAACCGGAGGCGAUGUCAUUCGGUGGCUUCAGUGAAGCGCCGCCUCCAAGACUAAGUCGCAACCCAGAACUCCUGCCCAGCGUCCCUCAAAAUAACGCUGCAUCUGUCGACCAUUACAGUCACAACGAAGGGGCUAGCUUCAAUGAGGAAGGGAGAAACCCGGCAUCUUCAUCUGAGGAUGUAGGGUCUCGGACUUCCAGCGAAGACAAUCCCGAAAUCCCCCCAAGUGCCACUGCAUUUGUCGAGACAAAUUUGAAACGAGUCUUUGCUUUAAGUCCCGAAAAACAGGCUAUAGCCAAGGAGCAAAUGGGGAAAUUGUUGAGAAUCGCCAAAACCGAGAAAUUAUUUUGGGCGAAUGACUGGACGGCACAGCGGAUUCCAAUCUUGGAUGACAACUGCGAACUCGAGUUGGAAUGUCAACGGUUGGAACGGAUGCGUCGACAGGGCAAGGGGCCCAAGCAAAAAAUAACUAGAAAAAGUCCCCAUCAUCCUCCUUUUGCAGAAACAGUCAGACGCGAGAAUUUCAAUCACGAUCCUGCUUCAACACAUGAGAAUGGAGCCAUUGUGGAAGAGCAACCGCACGGUUUUCUCCAUAAUAGCACCUCUUUUGAGUCCUCCACUGUCCACGACGAGCCCCAUACCCACAACCCACCAGGAAUUCCUCUCGCAACUCGACCUUUACCUCGUGAAUAUGACGUUGACCUAUUGGGUGUUUCUCUAGCAAAUGCAAGUGCCAAAGGCCACAUUCAUACAAACAACGAUUCUGGAACCAUUGGCUUUAACGAUAAUUUAUCGAGUGCUGCUGCUGAAUCGGAUACGUCCUCAGCCAUGAAACCCAUGUCUUAUGCAGAUAUCAACGCCAAGCACAAGGGCAGUGACGAUUACGUCUCCAGCGAGCGCAAGCGUCAACGACGCGAACGUUUUGAACUCCAUCCCAGCAACGGCAGCCCUUCCUCCGCGAGUGUCCUCCCCACCGUAUCACCCGAUGGCAGUAAUAGCGGUGCGUUUGUAGGUAAAAGCGUAUCGCUCGAGAAAGAUUAUUUGCGGUUGACAUCGGCGCCCGAUCCAGAUAAAGUCCGGCCGCAAUGGGUGUUGCAAAGAAGCAUAGCGCAUGUGCUCGACAAGUACCACACGAUGGAAGUCAACAUUGCUUACGACUACAUCAAGAACCAGCUCAAGCUGAUCCGGCAAGACCUCACUGUGCAGCACAUCAAGAACGAGUUCGCUAUUGAGAUAUACGAGCAAAACGCGCGGUUAUCCAUCAAGCACAACGACUUGGGCGAGUUUAACCAAUGCCAGACCCAAUUGAAGAACUUGUACCACAUGCGUCGCUCCUCAUCGUCAGACCCUGCUCUGCCGCGCCGCCAUUGCUUCAUCAGCUGCGAACUCGAGAUGUUGUGCUACAGAGUCAUCUACAUGAUGAUCACGCGGAACAACAGCGAGAUAAUGAAACUCAAAUCGUUAUUCGCGCGCGACUACUUGGAAUUCGCGUACCCUGAACCACACCAGAUUUACCUCGAGUUGAUCAAUGCGUUAUUCCGCUGCAACUUCAACAAGUUGACCACCAACUCGAUCCGAUUCUUCCUGCAGUUGGCUACAUUCAAACACAAGCGCGACACGGCGCUCGCACUACAGAUGAUUGAUAAUUUUUUAGCUGAUAAAGUGCGAUUAGUGCAAUUGGGCAACGUCUGCGCCAGUUACCACAAGAUGAGCUUGCGUGUGUUGCUGUCGCUAUUAGCUUUCCCCCAAGAUGAAGAAUCAGGAGACGAGUGUCGCCGAUUCUUGAACAGGUUGAAAUUAGCUGCUCCAUUUAUCUCCAACGAGGAUUUCGACGCUAAGCGCGCCAAGAGCGCCGUCAUGGCGAAGAUUGCAUCGAGUCAGAAAGUAGACAUCAAGGGCCAGAAAUGA
Molecule: messenger RNA, 2247 nt
Organism: Lodderomyces beijingensis
Lineage: Eukaryota; Fungi; Ascomycota; Pichiomycetes; Serinales; Debaryomycetaceae
Source: the annotation of a GenBank genome assembly